AUGGCAACCCAAGUAAAAGGGACGUUCUUGUUGGGAGACGCUGAAACUGAAAUAGGUAAAAUAUAUGUUGCCCUGUAUUCAUACAACUCAAGAUCAGAUGAUGACCUCGCAUUCAAAAAAGGCGACAAAUUACUGAUCAAAGAUACAAGUGAUGGUGAUUGGUGGAUGGCUCGUCAUAUUAAUGAUAAUAGAGAAGGAUAUGUGCCAAAUAAUUACAUAGCGGAAGAGAACAGUAUUGAAUCACAAGACUGGUACUUCGGCAACAUUGCGCGUAAAGAUGCAGAGAAAAAGUUACAAAUGGAGACCCACGUGAGAGGAAUUUUUUUGAUCCGAGACGAUGAGAGAGAGAAAGGCACGUACUUUGUGUGUAUAUUGGAUUAUGAUGCUACCAAAGGUUACACUGUCAAACAUUACAAAAUUAGAAGUAUGGAUGCCGGUGGUUUCUUUAUUGCACAGCAUACUGUGUUCCCCACUCUGGACGAGUUAGUGAAACACUAUAAAAGUAGCGCAGACGGUUUAUGCUGCAAACUGACGGUGGCGUGUUCCAAGGAGAAUCCUAACACACCAGGACUUGGCCACGAUAAAUGGGAAAUACCGCGAGAAUCACUCACACUCAUCAACAUAUUAGGUUCGGGAACAUUUGCCGACGUCUGGAAAGGACUGUGGAACCAAACUACAAAAGUUGCUGUGAAACAAAUAAAACCUGGUGCCAUCUCGCCGGAAGUCUUCUUGGGUGAAGCCAACGCCAUGAAAAAACUGCGCCACAAUAAUCUUGUGUCCUUACUGGCUGUUUGCUCAGACAUGGAGCCGAUUUACAUAGUAACAGAAAUGAUGGCAAAAGGCAGUCUGUUGGACUAUCUGAGAGAGGGCGAAGGUCGCCAUAGUAAGCUUCCUGACAUGAUUGACAUGGCAACGCAGAUUGCAAGUGGGAUGGUCUAUUUGGAGAAAGAAAAUUUCAUACACAGAGAUUUGGCAGCGAGAAAUAUCUUAGUUGGCGAAAAGAACGAAUAUAAAGUUGCUGAUUAUGGAUUAUCAGGAAUCGCCGAGGAUGAAUAUGUCGCAAGAAAAGGAACAACGUUUAUCAUCAAGUGGACAGCACCCGAAGCUGCACUGUGCAGCAAAUUUACAAUUAAAUCUGAUGUUUGGAGUUUUGGAAUUCUUUUGACUGAAAUCGUCACAAAAGGCAGAAUGCCUUAUGCAGGUAUGAAUGGCAGAGAAGUGUUAGAACAAGUUGAACGUGGAUAUCGUAUGCCAAAACCAAGGCACUGCCAGGAUAGCUUAUAUGAUGACGUAAUGCUGAAAUGCUGGGCCCACGAACCACAAGAUCGACCAACAUUCUAUUUUCUUCACGCCUUUUUAGACGACUAUUUCAUUAGUCAUAAAGUUUGUCAUCAGCUUUAA
Messenger RNA from Saccoglossus kowalevskii, 1401 nucleotides. Its product is annotated as tyrosine-protein kinase fyna-like. Gene Ontology annotation, molecular function: protein binding; protein tyrosine kinase activity; ATP binding. Gene Ontology annotation, biological process: protein phosphorylation. NCBI's taxonomy places the organism in Eukaryota, Metazoa, Hemichordata, Enteropneusta, Harrimaniidae. The record is from RefSeq and is a predicted model, not a curated record.